Molecule: messenger RNA, 1844 nt
Organism: Chenopodium quinoa (quinoa)
Lineage: Eukaryota; Viridiplantae; Streptophyta; Magnoliopsida; Caryophyllales; Amaranthaceae
Product: mediator of RNA polymerase II transcription subunit 15-like
Exons: 6
Coding region: 586-1461 (291 amino acids)
Source: RefSeq, a predicted model, not a curated record
AAAACGGGUUUGGGCGACGAACUUCAUUAGUAUGGGCAACGAAAUAUGUUGUCGUUGCACAAAAAUGUUAAUAUGGGCUUCUAAUCCAAUUUCGUUGCCCAAAUCUAUAUUUUGGGCGACGAAAUACAAUCCCGUAGCCCAAUAUGACUUUUGUGCCACGAGUAUAUAUAUAUGGGCUACCAGUUUUUGUUUCGUUGCCCAAAUUUAAUAAAACGACAAAUUAAUUUAAUUCUACAGUCGCCUAAAACUUAAAAAUAAGGCGGAAAUUUUAAUUUUUAUUUUGUAAUUUCCCACGUUCACAAAUUAGUAUAGAGUUCUCUCGCGGUUUUUCCCAAACUAAUGAACUCUUAAUUCUAUUCAAAAAAAAAAAUGAACUACUCUUAAUUAAUCAGGUAUUCAACUCCCACCUCACCUCUAAUUCAAUAUUCUCCCUAAAACGAAACCCUCGUACUCUACCUCUAAUUGCAUAAUCUUCUCCUCAAAUCAGGUUUUUUCGGUGGCCGCUCCGAUCUAGUCUGGUUCUCUCCGACGCGGCACACAAUAUCUUACACUACACUCGCAUCUAAAGAGUAUCUAUUCAGGAAAAUGGCAAUUGAGCAAGUGCAGCGGGAUGCAUCACAGUUGCCUAAGACAAGGCAAGCGUCAAGUACAAGGCAACAUGUGCACAAUGUGCAACAACAGAAUACAAAGCAGCAACAACAACAAAAUGCAGAACAGCAACAAGAAACUGUCCAGCAACAAAAACAGCAGAUUGUGGGGCAGCAACAACAAACUGUCCAGCAGCAACAACAGCAGAAUGUGCAUCAGCAGCAACAACAGCAGAUUGUGGGGCAGCAACAACAACCGAAUCAGGAGCAGCAGCAUGAUGCAGAAGCAUCAACUAGUGAUCAGUCCAGAGAGCAAAGAUUGACAUACCGGGAGAAACGAAGGCUUGAACAAGCUGAACAUCGACUAAAGUUUCCUGAUCGUAAGAGGCGUGGGCCAACUAGGGGUAAGAAAUAUGUUACUAAGAUGUGGAAUCCUAAUUCUGAAGAAAAGAUUAAAAUAAAUUUCAUGGAUGAGCUUCGACGGGUGGUUGGUGAAAAGGCAGAUGAAUUCAUAUGUGAUUGUAGCAAUUGGGUGAAAGAAUUUUGUCCCCUCAAGUCAUUGAAUUGGACUAAAAUGGAUUCAGGUGCAAAAGAGAGGCUGUAUAAAAAGAUUCGAGCUAAAUAUGAUUUACCUGAUAAAGUUGCUGGUGCUGAUGUUACUGAUGCGUUGAGCUUUCAGUGCUCCAUGUUGUAUAAACAUUGGAGAUUUAGGCUUAAAGAGAAAUACUUUAGAAACAAGUCUAUUGCAGAUGCUAUAAAUAGCAGACCAGAUAAUAUUGAUGCUAACCAAUGGACAUGGCUAGUAUGUGAGUAUUGGAAUGAUGAAAAGCAAAAGGUAAAAUUCCAUUUGACUCUUUUUUUACCUGACCAUUAGUUGAAUUUAUAUUAUGAUAAUCUGAUAGUGCCUUGUUUUUUUAUGGCUUGUAGCGUAUUAGUAAAGUUAACAAGGAUAAUAAGCUUAAGCAAACUGAAACUCCUGCAAAUGGUGCAAGGUCUACCGCAAGAAUUUUCCAUGAAUUGAUGAAUGUGCAACAAACUCAAGGUAGUCAAGAACAUGAAGGAUCAUCAGAUAAUCCACUUGAAACUCAACAGGAUCCUCUGUACAUCACCUUAUUUGAGAAAACUAAAAAGCAUAAAGACAAGGGAUUUGAACCUAAUGCUGAAAAAGACUAUGAAGCGCUUAGAAACCUUCAUGAAAAAGAAGUGAAAGAGCAUGGUGAAGAUACACUAAGUGUCAAAGCAGCAUACAUGGAGGUU